AAUAACCAGACACAAGAUACACCGCACACCUAUUUUUAUAUCGAAGAACUCGAAGUCUGCCUAUGACGAAAAUGGCACCAGUUAACGUUAGACUGAAUCCAGUCGGAUUCGUUGUGUUCCUGGUAUUAGGUCUUUCUCUGGCAUUUUACAUAUUUGGUCUACCGAAAUGGUUCAGGGAGGAAGAGAGAGUAAGCAUGAGGGAAGUGCUCUCAGUUAGCAUAGAUUUAGCACAACGUGGAGGAAUCAAAGUGAAAGAGGUGGCCGAGAUGCAUAAACUCAAUCCAGUAUCAAAAGGCAAAACGAAAGAAGGAAAAGAUGAGCUAAAGACACAGGGGGACCUUCAGUCUCAUAAAGCAAUUGUUUAUGGGUUUUCCAAAGCUUACCCAGGAAUGAAGGUUAUAUCUGAGGAACAUGACACUGCUCCCAUUGAUUUAGCUGUGGUACCAGAAGUAAAUAAACAUUUAAAAGAAGUCCUAGAUAAUGUUGUAAGUGAUCAAUCCAUACCAGUGAGUCAGAUCACUAUCUGGAUAGAUCCAUUGGAUGCUACUGAGGAAUAUAAAGAUGAACUGUAUGAGUAUGUUACAACUAUGGUAUGUGUAGCUGUAAAAGGUAAUCCAGUUAUUGGUGUUAUUCAUAAACCAUUUUAUAAAGAAACAGCAUGGGCUUGGGUUGGUUAUGGCCAUUCUAAAAAUCUGGACAAAACAUCUCCUGAAACCAAUGCAAAGAAGACACCAAAAAUCAUAGCAUCUCGCUCACAUCCUGGACAAAUAGAGGGUGUUGUCCAUGAAUCCUUGGGAACAGAUGCUAUUGUCACUCCUGCAGGAGGAGCAGGUUACAAGACCUUAGAAGUUAUAAGAGGGAAUGCUGAUGCCUAUAUUCAUGUCACUGCUAUUAAAAAAUGGGAUAUAUGUGCUGGAAAUGCCCUUCUUAGUGCUCUAGAUGGUAAAAUGACCACAAUCAAUGGUCGAAAUAUUAUAGACUAUUCACCACAUGACUCCCCAGUUAAUAGUGAAGGCUUAUUAGCUACUAUGAACAAUCAUAAUGAUUAUCUAGAUAAACUUGAACCAGUUGUAACCAAAUUGAUGGAAGAAAAGAAGGUGAAGAAGACGUAGUGAAACUGACACUGUUUUUAAUCUAGAUGCUGGAAUAUACACUUGGUCUAUAUUAUUGUCUUAUAUUUAAUGUUAUUGGAACUGUAUGGUUUAUAAAAUAUAUCAGGGGUUUUCAUUUAUUAUAGGGAAUUUAUAAAAUGGGAUUAUUGGAAUCUUGGAGCAAUAACAAAAAUAACACAUUAACUAGAGAUAAUUAAAAAAUUAACGAUUUUGAUAAGUUUCAUAAAUAAAUAAAUAUUUAUUUAUUGAUAAUUGCAAAAUGGUCAUUCAAUUUCUGUGAAAUUACUGUGAGGGUAGUGUAGUGUAUUGAAAUCCAAAAUGAGAACCAAUAUUUGCUUUAAUAUCUGAUACUUUAUUAUGUUAAAGUAUUGUACAUGUUUUAUUCUGAAAUUUCUCAAAUCUACAUAGCAUCCAAUAAAAAGGCUGGUUUGUCAGAUCUUACUGAGUGAAGAUAACUAGAAUUUUAAUAGAUCAAAUGGAAUAGAGAUCUAAUUUUAGUUGUUAACAACAUUUGUUGAAUGUUUGUUUUUGUUGGAUAAUAUGUCUAAAAAUCCAAUUAAAAUUUUGUGAUAUUUUAAUGAAAAUACAUAUUAAAUUUAAAUAUAGACCACUUUUUACUGAAGUUCUGUGCCUAGAGUCCAGAACUGUACUGCCCUGGAACGAGAUACUAGUCCCAAUCAUUCAGUCUAUAAAAAUUCUUGUAGUGUUGCACAUCAUUGUUAAAUGUUAGGUCUCGGUUAUCUCAUAGUUGUGUACACAUUGAAAUAAUCUACAGUAAUUAGUACCACUGACAGGCAUUGGUAAUCUCCUGGUUCAGGUCACUCUGCACCUUUAAUAUAUAUGAAAGUUUUUCCAUUCAUAAGGUACUCAUAUAAUUUGAUUCAAAAUGUCUGCUUGUUUGAGCCAAAGGGCAUGCUUGAUUGUCAUUCCGGAAUGUUUGGAAUUAACAGAAUUAAAUUCAAUCCUGUCACAGUUCUGUUAAUCCUGACAACAGAGGUGGUGUAGUAGAAUCGUGACCUAAUUAAACACAACAAUUUGAUUAAAACUCAGAUCCUAUUUCGUUUCAUUUUUAUAGUUCAAAAUUUCAUUUUACUUGUCUUUACUACACUAGGAUCUGGAAGAGUUAUUAUCAUUGAUGUGUUCUGAAUGAUGUGAGGGAUUAACCAAUGAAACGGUCUGUUACGGCUAGCUUUUGGCGUGUUUUGCAUGGAACUGUGGGUAAUCCACUAGUAACUUCAAUGCUGAUUGGUUAAUCAAAUGUCUGAUGUCAUAGGGUCAAAAGCUGCUACUAUGACCUCUGACGUGACCUAUCGCUAUAACUUGUCAGAUCUUCAUGUAGUGUGGGCCAUCGAAAGUAUAAAAAACAAAACAAAAUAUAGAUCUUAUUUUAAUCAGAUUGUUAAACACAACGAAUUUGUUUCAGCUGUCAUGGGCACAACAGCCUGAAAUCCCCCUUUCACUCCAUGUCACUAUUUUGAGGAUUGAGAGAAUUCAAUUCCGAACCGUUCAGUCAAGUAUCCCCUAAGUUUAGCAUGACAUCCCAUAUAAUUUAUGACAUUUUCUUUAUACAUUUUAUGGUGGAAGCUUAACUAGCCAGAUCGUUCAAAUGUAUUAAGUAGGUCCAAGUUUACAAAAACCUUCAUGAAGAAUGGUCUAGCUUGUAUGCAAAAGAUACUAUUAUUAUUAAUUUAUUUGUCUAUGAUAGAGUAAGAUAGCAGUGUGAAAUAAAUAGAAACCAUUUAUAAACUUUAAAUUGCCAUAACUUCAGUUAGAAUUGAUCGAUAUGAAUGUGAUCAUAAUGUUUUAAAUAUAAAAAUACUAUUCAUUGUAUAUGGUAGUAAACUCUAUUCUAGCAUGUUGAUGGUGCUUUAGUGGGUAAUAACUAAUAUAUAUUAAAUAAUUCAAGUGCACAGUUAAUUUAAUUAUAAAAGUAUUAACAGUUUAUUUAAAAAGUAUAUUACCAGAUAAAUCUUGUUAACAUAUCUAGCUCUGAUAUUUUAAUUUGCAAAGCAUCUGUUGAAAAUGUGAUAUUAACGAAUGUUAUAUUAGUCUUUUUGGGGGGUAUUUAUUGUUUUUUGUGUGAAAGUACAAGUUUGAGGUUAAUUUUAUUCUAAAUAAAGUGAUACUUUAACCUGACAUGCAUUGAUAGAAAGUCUUUGUAUUAUUAUGAUGUCAUAUGUGACAGACUCGGCUAAAAGAGACAUCGGUAAAAAAACUACUUUAUUCAAAGUCCUUGUGAUUUGUAUGUGACAUAGGCAUUUAGCUUUGAAGUCACCAUAUUAUAGUGACCAUAGCAUCCCAAAACAGUAAAUUUCAUGCAAUGAGCUUUGUGGAAUGAAAUAUAAGGUCAUUUUUGUGGAUAAUUUUGCUAGAAAUGUGUCUCAUUAAACCAGAACUGGUCACAAAUGUGGUUUCUCAAAAUAUUCAUGUUACUGUGUAUUAUAGACUAGAACAAACCGGUACACUAUAAUACGAAAUAAAUCUUUAAAUAAGGAGUUGUGUUAGAAGUAUAUUAGAAAAUAUAUAUAAAUAAUUUUCUACGCAUGAACUAAUAUAUCAAUAGUAAAAUAAUGAUAAAUUGAUGUGAUUUAGUUUUUACAUUGUAUAUGAUCAUUGUUGAUGUUUUCUUCUCUCUUUGUAUUGUCUAUAUGCCAACUAGUAAUCUUGAUCACCAUCACACCAGUUGAAAAGUUAUCAUCAGGCAUCUUGGUGACCAGAUGGGUAAUUUGUCAUUGACAUAUACAAACGAUGUUCCUUUUAUAUACUAUUUUUUAGUAUGUUCUCAAUCUUUUUGUAUGAAAUCAUCUGUUCUAUAUGAUGUUAUACAUAGAUAUAGAUCACGGUAAAUAAUUUUAUUGAAGUGCAAUAAACACUUAAAUGCAGUAUUUAAUUUGUACCUAAGAAAUUAAAAAGCAGUAUAAAUAGAAUUUUCUCAAGAGUUGACUUAAAAACUUUCAGUGAAUGAUCAACUCAAUUUUGUUUGAAUGUGGUAAAAGUGUAUGGAUGAGAUUAAAUGAAACUAGUUUCUUACAUGUUUAUUAAUAUUUUGUAAAAUCAAGGCUCAUGGUUCACCUUCAAGUAAGGUAUGAAGAAAGUGUAUUUUUGUUUUGUCUCUAAAUGUCAAACUAUUUUAUUUAUUUACUGGCAUAUGUUGCAAUUCCAUCUUGAAAAAUAUUAAAGAGGCAAUAUCACUCUCACCAAUAAAUUUAAUGUAUACAGUUUUAAAAUAAUGUACUUAAUUUUCAAAUUUGUAUUCCACAUUAUAAUCAUUACACAUGCCUAAUUUUGGAAAUUUAAAUCAUUGUCCCACUUAGAGUAAGGCAUUCAUCAUGAGUGUUUGUUAAAAGUUUGUGAAAAAAAAACUUGUUGAUUUGUCUCAGAUUACGAAGUUCACCAAUUUAACUGUAUGUUCCAAUCACAUUAAGUUAAUUAUCAAUUUAAAAGACCGCUAACAGGCCAUAAUGCCUUUUUAAUAAAACAACCAUAUUGGUGAACUUUAAAUAUCCAUGACGUUUUUUUUAUUGAAUAAUUGCAAAUGUUUCAUUAUCUCAAGGAACGUUUCUUUACUUUUUAAGUAAAAGUGUUUGGUAUUCAUGUAUCUCAGAUGUCAAAAUACACUAUACAUGUACACUAUUUUAAUGUAGAGACUGUUGUGUACUAUUAUGUAUUUAAUGUACAUCUGAGUAUUAAAAAUCUUCUUGAAGAAUGAACUGACUUGUGCAAAGAAUUAUUACUGUAUUUGUUUUAAGAUGUAUCAAAGCAAAAUUAUAAAAUCAGUAGAAACCAAUGUAAACUUUGAACAGCCAUUACUUAGGUUCGAAUUUAUAGAUUUGAAUAAUUCAGUAUCCAGAUAUUUUUAAAAUGAAAAUAAUUUUGAUUGUGUAUUGUCUUUAAAAAACAAUAUGUUCAUCUUAUUUCUGGUAUUUUGGGUCUUUAAACAAUAUAAAAUCAUUUACAUCCUUUAAAGAUACAUUAUGGGAGAUUUUUACAGAGAAUUGGCCAUUCUUGCUAUAACAGUUCAAAAGUAGAUGAUGAAAGAAGAAUAUUUUGAAAAUUUCAGUCAAAUUACUUUAUUCUGAACAUAGUUAUCAUCGUUGUAAUAUUUGACUAGAAAUGGUAGUGAAAUGUGCCUUCACUGUGGCUGAUCGUUUGAUUGACAGGCGUUAACUCCACCUACAUAUCUCGAUUAUCAAGUAAAGUUUUCAAUGGCAUGCGGAAACGCUCUACAGCGGCCUCGCUAAGUACACUCUAUCAUUUAAAUCCGAGCUGUAGCCGAGCCAUCCGUGGGUCUACAGAGUUGAUUUUGGGCUUGUUGUUUAAAUAAAGAUCUAAUUUAUAAUUUCUAUAACAUCUGAAGCCUAAAUUAAGACUUGCAAUAAUCAGAUUUUGCUCUUGCAUAAUGUAUGUUAAAUAAUAGGUAACCAUUUUAUGGUUUUGUUCCUAUUAUAAAGUUUUAAAUCUAUCAGACAUGUCACUUUGCUUUUAUUUUAUGUAAUGUCAUUUAAUCAUGAAAAAUAUUAAUACAGCAUCCAUCUGUAUGGCUUUUUUGAAAAUUAUUUUCUUGAAUAAUUAUUAUAUUGAGAAACUUGCAUAAUUAUGUAUGCUCAUCUUUUCAACAAUUCAUAUGUAAAUGUGAAACUACAAUUGGUCUAAUAUUAUGUAUAUUUUCAUGAUUGACAUUUGUAAAUAUGUGCAUAUUCACUUUUAUUAAUUCAAUUACUUGUAAUUUAUGGAAUUAUAUAUGUAUUGUGUGGGUUAUUAUUAUAGAAUAUAUUAUUAAAAAUAUACAACCAAU
Molecule: messenger RNA, 5907 nt
Organism: Patella vulgata (common limpet)
Lineage: Eukaryota; Metazoa; Mollusca; Gastropoda; Patellidae
Product: inositol monophosphatase 3
Exons: 5
Coding region: 63-1112 (349 amino acids)
Cellular component (GO): endomembrane system
Molecular function (GO): 3'-nucleotidase activity
Source: RefSeq, a predicted model, not a curated record